This is a messenger RNA of Jaculus jaculus (lesser Egyptian jerboa), 753 nucleotides long. RefSeq lists its product as uncharacterized. Lineage: Eukaryota; Metazoa; Chordata; Mammalia; Rodentia; Dipodidae. The transcript has a single exon. Gene Ontology annotation, biological process: cholesterol metabolic process. Bases 1 to 753 code for a protein of 250 amino acids. The record is from RefSeq and is a predicted model, not a curated record.
AUGAUCCAGGCUGUGCUGCUCCUUGGCUGUGUCUUCCCAUCCCUGGUGGUUGCCUUUCCGAACGGGGCCCUGACCCUCGAGCCAGCUGUCAUAGAGAAUGAAUAUCCACCCGGCCUGCUCUCCAGCCAGAUCCCUCGCCCAGGCCCCAGCACCUGCCAGGAUCUCUUGCACACAGUGCCCUCCUUAGCCCCUCUGCCCGAAUACCUGUCUAACGUAGCUCUGAGCAUAGCCCUGGAGGAGGUUGGCUGCUCAGCUGUGGCCCACAAUCUGCAGCUUCAGCUCAUUGCAAUGGGAGGAAAAGCCACCACUGAAACCCUCAUCCAGAAGAGUCAAAAUCGCCAUAAGGAGGAAGGGACUGGCCACACUAAGGUCAUUGUGGGGGAUCAGGGAGGAGUCACUGGGGAGCCUAAGAGGGUCCAGCGCUCAGUUACCUUGCCUGAGGCCUGUACCCAUGAACACGGGUGGUUUUACUACGAGCUGGCAGCCCUGAUGGUUGAAUUUGCCGAGAAGCUCCCUUCCACUGAUUUGGUAAGGGAGUUCAAGACAUCUGCGGUCAGUGUCACCCAGAAAUGCACAAAUGAGUCCUGGAAACAUUUGGAGGAAGUUAGCAAGAGGCUGCUGGAAAGUCCAGAACUUGAGAAUGCCACAAUGUCUACAGAGGAUCAGAUAUAUUUUGUUACUCAAACCAUAACCAUUCUGAAACGUAUUUUAGUAGAAUUUCUGCAGAAAUUUUUCCAAGUUUAUUUUGGAUAG